This is a messenger RNA of Phytophthora nicotianae INRA-310, 721 nucleotides long. RefSeq lists its product as hypothetical. Lineage: Eukaryota; Oomycota; Peronosporomycetes; Peronosporales; Peronosporaceae. Bases 154 to 621 code for a protein of 155 amino acids. The transcript has 3 exons. The record is from RefSeq and is a predicted model, not a curated record.
CAUUUGGAUUGGUUAAACGCAAUCUAUUUUUGGCCAACAAAUUCGUGCCAAAUCCCUCUUUCUUAUGACGUCGUCGUCAGCACCGAAGCACGAAGCACAGGUGAAGUCGCUCUACGUCACGAUCUCUGCGGGACAGCGCACGCUUACAGGUUCAUGUACAAUCGAAUGGCGAAUGGCCGAGCCAGCGCGCGCGAAUCCCUCUUCUCGGGAGCCUCCUCGCGAUCUCAGGCGGGAGGAAAUGUAGACAACGGAGAGCAGGCCAAACGGCUGCUUGAGGAGCAAAACGAUGAGCAGAUCAGUCACUUGUCGCUGCAGAUCACGCAGCUGAAGCAGGUUGGGAGCUGCACCAAAGUUUCUACUUUCGCUUGCUGGUCUUGCUCACCGCGUUGUUGUUUUGUCUUGUUUCAGCUGUCGGGUAAUAUUCAUGCGGAGGUCGUGGACCAAAACCGCUUCUUGGACAGCAUGGGCAAGGAAUUUGACAACACGGAAGGUCUGUUAGGCGGCACAAUGAAGCGACUUGGCGUGAUGAUGGAGCAAGGCGGCAGCAAGCACAUGCUGUAUCUUAUCAUGUUCGUCGUGGUGGUGUUUGUGCUGCUGUACUUUACCAUCCGAUCUCAUUAGAGCCUGGUAAUCAAACGCGAUCCACUUUUCCCUCUUAUAAAUUUGUCAGUAGAGUUUCACUUGAAGCUGGUUGGAAAAGUCACUUGGAUUUUUUCGCAAC